AGCACAUGGCUAGAACGUUCAAGAAGUAAACAAUACGGGCGAUCGCAUCAAAUAGUUGCAGUUUAUCAUGAUAUAUUGCUGGUGAAAUGUAAAAUGGGAAGUUUUGAUUAUGCACGACUGACCGUUUGAGAUGUCACGUGCUGGAAAUGUUGGUGAAGCGUAUUUUGAAGAAUAUUUUGUUGCAGUUGCUGUUUCGCAUAAGGCAGGCAGAUCGGUUUCAUUAGAAUGACUGGAGCCCCUUUAGAAACUCAUUUUUUCUAAUGUUAUUAAAAUGGGUCCUUCGCGUGCUUAGUUAUUAAUUCAUAAACUUGGUUGUUAUCGUUGUACACACCCGACGGCAUAUAACCUUUGACCAGUCACGUGACCAUCAAUGCACUCCCAAAUCUGUGUAUUGUAGGAAUAGAAAAUGAAGUUUUUAAAACUUUUCGGACGCCUUGAGGCAAAUGUCAUUGGCAUGAUUCAUGUCCAAGCACUGCCGGGGACCCCCUUGAACAGAGCAACCGUGUCGGAGAUCACAGAGAAGGCAUGUCGGGAGGCGGAAAUUUACCACCAGGCAGGGCUUGAUGGAGUGAUCAUUGAAAACAUGCAUGAUAUUCCCUACACCUUUGAGGUGGGUCCAGAGGUGUGUUCAUCUAUGACCGCUGUUUGUUCUGCAGUUAGAAGACUUUAUCCAUCCUGGCCGCUUGGGGUGCAGAUUCUCUCGGCUGCAAAUCAUUCAGCGCUGGCUGUUGCCCUGGCCUCAGGACUGGAUUUUAUCCGUGCAGAAGGCUUUGUGUUUUCACAUGUUGCUGAUGAAGGACUGUUAAAUGCGUGUGCUGGUGGGUUGCUGCGCUACCGUAGACACAUAGGAGCAGAGCACAUUCAGAUCUUCACAGACAUCAAGAAAAAGCACAGUGCUCAUGCCCUCACUUCAGAUGUGAGUAUAGCUGAGACAGCCCAAGCAGCUAAGUUCUUCCUCUCUGAUGGAGUCAUCGUCACAGGAACAGCCACUGGAGCUCAAGCUGAUCCAAAAGAAUUAAGAGGUUUCUCAACACAGCACAAUGAGCAGUCGCAAGAUGAUAUUAUUCAACUAUGUUGUGAGAUUUCAGCAAAUAAAAAGAUAAAAGCAGCAGUUAAGAACAUUGGGAAAGGAGCUGCAGCGGCCGGUAGUGGUGCUUUUGUUGGGGGACUGGUUGGAGGACCAGCCGGUAUAGCUGUUGGUGGUGCUUUGGGAGGUGCUCUGGGAAGUUGGAUGACAAGUGGCCUAUUUAAACCUCUUCCAGAGAUAAUCAUGUCACUGCCUUCUAUACAGCAGGAGAAACUCUACUCUGAUGUGAUGGCAGCGUUGGGGAAAGUGGACUGGGUUGAUGUUGCGAGCCUCACUGCUCUGGUUAUAGGGAAUGCCACACUUCAAGAGAGAGUGCUUGGUGCUAUAGUCACCUAUGCCACAAAAGAGCUUAAGGCUGAAGUGCAGUAUGGAGUUUGAACACAAGAGGGAGCAGCAGCUCAUUUACUGUCGAUGUGUGUGUUUUGAGCUGUUUUGCCGCUAGUGUUUUUUUCUAUUGGGGCUCCGAAUCUUACAUUUACAUUUAUUCAAUUAACAAACACUUUUAGCCGAAAUCCCUUGCAAAUGAGAGAGCAUUUUACGCUUUGUCCAACAAUUGGCUAAGUGUACUAUAUGAAGCUAUUUUCUCCAUCUUAACAUGUCUUAUAUUAAACAGCUAUAAUAAUUGUGUGAUCACAAUAACAUGUUUGUCCAUAGUGCAGAGUUUUUAAAUAAUUGUGGUUAAAUAUCUGGCUUAAUUACGGGUUGGGGGGGUGAAUUCAUGCUUUGUUUUAAUUAGACAUUUAUAUGUGUGUGUGUAUUGUUGAGUGUAUAAAUCAAUAAAAUGUGCCCCUCAAUAAGC
This is a messenger RNA of Triplophysa dalaica, 1886 nucleotides long. RefSeq lists its product as uncharacterized. The transcript is spliced from 7 exons. Lineage: Eukaryota; Metazoa; Chordata; Actinopteri; Cypriniformes; Nemacheilidae. Bases 407 to 1465 code for a protein of 352 amino acids. The record is from RefSeq and is a predicted model, not a curated record.